GGCUCGUCGCCAUUGUCGCUGUCUUGAGCUGUAGUCAGAGCGUGCAGUGAGACAGCUCUCUCCACGCAGCUGGGGUGUAAUAUUGUAACGGAUCGAGAGACCCCCCCCCCACCAGAGUGUUGUUUGACAGCCGUCGCCGGAUGAUGACGUAGCGAGCGACGUCAAGCCUAUUCAUUGGUGGAGAAGGAGUCGCAAGGGACAGGAGAAAGCGGAAGUGCGGAGGAAGCCGGCAAACAGCGUGACCACUAUAGCGGAGGAAGUGAAAGAGAGGCAGUGGAAACCCUCGAAACUAAGGAGCGGACCUCUGAGAGAGACUGAGUAAGCCCUGGCCGGUCGGGGACUGCGGAGUCGCUGCCGGUUGAGAUCGCCGACUGACCGCUUCAUUCAACCAAAUUGUAGUAACGCGCCACUUUACAUUAUCAAUACCGAUAACGGCGUUGUAACGAUGACAAAAUGGCCACACCCUCUAUGGAUGAACCCGAUUAUUCCAACGUCAACUAUUCAGAAACUCAGCGACCUGCAUCAAGCAGGCGAUCGGGGGUCACAUGGGAGCGAGUGGCCCUGCUGGUCCUCAGUGUUCUCCUGGCAGCUGCCCUCACAGCUCUUGGUGUAACCCUUCAUGAAAAUACUCAAACAAAGAAGAGACUCCAAAAAUAUCAAGAUGAGGCAAAAAUUCUCACAGAAAUACUCAGUGGGACAGAACCGAGCAAAGUGGAGCAGCCGACUAAACCUCCUUCAGUAAGAGAUGAAACAUGUCCGAGGUGUGAGGACGGCUGGGAGCCACAUGGAGGAAAGUGCUACUUCUUCUCCUGGGUUACUUCAUCCUGGAAUAAGAGUAGAAAACAAUGCACAUCAAUGAGUGGAGACCUGGUUGUGAUAAACAACAGAGAGGAGCAGAGAUUCCUGGUGUCUAGAGUGAGAGGGAAAAUGGAAAAAGAUGAGGAAAAGUUCUGGAUCGGACUGACAGACGCACAGAAAGAGGAUGAAUGGCUUUGGGUGGACGACACACGACUGGAUCCAAAUUUGACGUUUUGGCGUGAGGGCGAGCCAGACAACUGGGCAUGGGAUAAUCCUGAUGGACAGGACUGUGUGAGGAUGGGGGAGAAAGACGGAGCCACGAACCUGAAGACCUGGGAAGAUAAAUACUGCAAAUGGCCUCAUAAAUAUAUUUGUGAGAAACCAGAAAAAGCAUGAGCCUGAAAUCCAGUUGGAUCAGAUUGAGCUCGAGUCUUCAGCCACUUUCACAAACUGAGACAUGAUACUUUAUUAAUGAAGAUCUUCUCCAGACAUAAACAACUUUGAAUAAUAUCUAGAGUCUCAUAUGUUCUUCAGUUUCCUUGUUAUUUUAAGUGACAUCUACUCCUCCCUCAUAUAAAAUCUAUGAAUAUUAAAAAUUAUAUAUAA
Molecule: messenger RNA, 1404 nt
Organism: Limanda limanda (common dab)
Lineage: Eukaryota; Metazoa; Chordata; Actinopteri; Pleuronectiformes; Pleuronectidae
Product: C-type lectin domain family 4 member E-like
Exons: 8
Coding region: 454-1194 (246 amino acids)
Source: RefSeq, a predicted model, not a curated record